Molecule: messenger RNA, 1816 nt
Organism: Leptidea sinapis
Lineage: Eukaryota; Metazoa; Arthropoda; Insecta; Lepidoptera; Pieridae
Product: luc7-like protein 3
Exons: 9
Coding region: 174-1439 (421 amino acids)
Biological process (GO): mRNA splice site recognition
Cellular component (GO): U2-type prespliceosome; U1 snRNP
Molecular function (GO): mRNA binding
Source: RefSeq, a predicted model, not a curated record
AUGUUCAAACAAAAUGGCUGACCGCUGAUGCAUGUUUCAUCUAGAGUGUGCUACUUGAGAACACUUGUGGAAAUUGGAUAUUAAUAAUUUUAUAAUCGGAAUAAUAAAUACAAAUAUAAUUGCAGCUAUAACUUUGUUGACUUGGAAUGUAAUUGAUCUCUACUUCAAUUACAAUGGCAGUGUUGGCGGCCGCUCAAUUACUAGACGAGUUGAUGGGAAGACAUCGAAAUAUUAAUCCAAAUGAAAAGAUUAAAAAACCGAAUUGGGAGGACUCGGAGUAUUGUAAAUAUUAUAUGGUAAAGUUUUGUCCACAUGACUUAUUUGUGAACACAAGAGCAGAUCUUGGUGUCUGUCCCAAGGUUCAUGAUGAUGAAGUCAAGUCUUUAUUUGAAAAGGCAGACUAUUCAUCCAGAAAGAUUCAGUAUGUUGAAGAGUUUCUACGGUUCUGUCGUCACAUGAUAAAUGAUGUUGAAAGAAAAAUUCAGAAGGGAAAGCAAAGGUUGGAACUAAUGAACUCUAAACUUGAAGGUCCACCAAUGACUCAAGCGCAGACUGAGAAGAAUCAAGAACAGGUACAACUACUGACUGAGAAAAUAACAACUCUAUUGCAAGAAGCAGAGGAAGCUGGAACAUGUGGCAAUGUAGAACAGGCCCAGGGGCUCAUGAAGUUGUGUGACCGCUUAAAGGAAGAAAAAGAACUACUAUUGAAGCAACAAGAAAACAGCCACUGGUCUCUAACUGCGGAGUUGGCAGCAUCUCAAGAGAAGCAGAUGGAAGUCUGUCCAGUGUGUGGUGCCUUCUUAAUUGUUGGUGAUGCUCAGCAACGGAUCGAUGACCAUCUAUCAGGGAAACAACAUGUCGGGUAUUUUAAAUUAAGACAAGCUUUCGAAGAGAUGGUCGCUUCUAGGGAGAAAGAGCAGCAAGAGAGAGAGAAGCGACGCAAAGACGAUAGAGAAAGAGAACGCAACGUGCGCAGCGGCGGGCUCGGAUCCGAUAGACGUGACCGCGAGCGGAUGGAGCGGGACAGAGAACGUGACAAGGAUAGGCGAAGGCCAAGUCGCGAAGGCGAUAAAAUACGUCACGAGGACCGCGACAAGGAGCGCGAACGUGACCGUGACAAAGAAAAGGACAAGGAGAGGGAGCGUGACCGCGAAAAGGACAAGGAGAGGGAGCGUGACCGUGAAAAGGACAAGGAGAGGGAGCGUGACCGUGAAAAAGACAAGGAGAGGGAGCGUGACCGUGAAAAGGACAAGGAGAGGGAGAGGGAGCGUGACCGUGAAAAGGAUCGUGACAAGGAGAAGGAGAGGGAACGCGACCGCGAUAAAGAUCGUGACAAGGACAAGGAUCGUGAUCGGGAACGUGACCGCGAACGGAGGCACCGGAGGGAGAGAAGAUCACCUCACGAGCGGUCACGUCGUCGUUCACGCGAUCGUCGUUAGUGAAUCACUGAGGUAUCACAAAGCGCCUUGAAUCGUUUGCAAACAAAUGGACGUCGAGCGUCGCGAUAUCAUCUAAGAGGUACUUUUGAAAUAGCCACCAAUGAAGAUUGUCGUGUCCUGAUGUAACAAUUUGCCGAGCACUUCAAGGUGACAAUUUAGUCACACUAGCUAUGAAUUAUCAACAAUAUUAUAUGUUAACGAAUUUAGAUGUUAAGGUAGCUUACUCUUCAUUGUGUUGUCCAUAGAGAGCUUUUACCCCUGAGGAGUGAAUCAGGUAUUUAUCUAUUUUUUUCUAUGUGGCUGAAGUGUAUUAUACAGUUGAACAAUUAACAUUUUCCUGUUAUUAAGUGAUUAAAUAAUAUGUGGAAGUUUCAUAA